This is a messenger RNA of Aspergillus melleus, 1488 nucleotides long. RefSeq lists its product as uncharacterized. Bases 1 to 1488 code for a protein of 495 amino acids. NCBI's taxonomy places the organism in Eukaryota, Fungi, Ascomycota, Eurotiomycetes, Eurotiales, Aspergillaceae. Gene Ontology annotation, molecular function: transmembrane transporter activity. The record is from RefSeq and is a predicted model, not a curated record. Gene Ontology annotation, cellular component: membrane. Gene Ontology annotation, biological process: transmembrane transport. The transcript has 8 exons.
AUGGAGAAGCCAUCAACAAUGAACAUCGAUCAUGUCGAUGACAGUCCGAGAGAUUCGGCUGCCGAGAAAGACCUCCAUGAUGCGCACUCACCGCCCGAGUUUACACCCGAGAUGGAAAAGCGCGUGUUCCGGAAAAUGGACCUGCGGUUGAUUCCGAUGUUGUCGCUGCUGUAUCUACUGGCGUUUCUGGAUCGAGGGAAUAUCGGUAAUGCGAAGAUUGAGGGGUUAUUGGAGGAUUUGAAUAUGACAGGGCCGCAGUAUAGUUGGACCUUGACGGUGUUCUUUUUUACCUACGCUGCUUUCGAACUGCCGAGUAAUUUGCUACUGAAGAAAUUGAGGCCAUCGCGAUGGCUGCCGAUAAUCAUGAUUGCUUGGGGGAUUGUCAUGACACUGAUGGGAGUGGUUCAAAAUUACGAAGGAUUGCUGGUUGCUCGUCUCUUCCUCGGUCUAGCUGAGGCUGGCCUCUAUCCCGGAACCGCCUACUACAUCACCCUCUGGUAUCCCCGUCACCGCGCGCAAUACCGACAAGCCAUGUUCUUUAGUGCAGCAAGCAUUGCGGGUGCCUUUUCAGGUAUCUUAGCCUAUGCCAUCGCGAAAAUGGAUGGCGUCGGCGGAUAUGAAGGGUGGCGCUGGAUCUUUAUCCUCGAAGGUCUUCUCACUGUCGUCGUUGCAUUCAUCGCUCCGUUCGCGAUUCACGACUCCCCUGAGACAGCCACAUUCUUAAACGAGGAAGAGCGACAAUUCGUGCUUCAUUCGGUGCGCUUCCAAACAUCAGCAGGACACGACAUCGGCCACGUCGUCGAAGAAGAAGAAAUCAAGUUUCGUCCUCGCUAUGUGAUCGAUGCCUUGCUGGAUUGGCAGAUUUAUGUUGCCUUAAUCAUGUACUGGGGCAUCACAUGUCCAUUAUACGGCAUAUCCUUCUUCUUGCCGUCGAUCAUCAAGGAUUUGGGCUACACGUCCUCGACCGCCCAACUGCUCACAGUCCCGAUAUACGUGACUGCCGCGAUCGUCGCCAUCGCCGCAGCAUGGGUGUCCGAUAAACGAAGACAACGCUCACCGUUCAUCCUCUUCUUCAUGUUCCUCAUCGCCAUGGGUUUUGUCAUUGUCCUCGCGUCCACGGGAAGAGGCGUCCCCGGCGUGGUCUACUUCGGUGUCUUUCUCGCCGUCAUCGGAAACGUCACCUGGCUCAGUGUCAACCUCGCAGGCGACUAUAAGCGUGCCGCCGGAAUGGCCAUGCAUAUUGGAUUAGGGAAUUUAGCAGGCGCCAUGUCCUCUAAUUUCUACCGCACUCAAGACGCACCGGAAUACGUGCUCGGCCACGCCCUCGAGCUCGGCUUCUGUGGUGUGGGGAUGAUUGCUGUGCUGGUUCUCAGGUUCUCGUAUAAGACAAUUAACAAGAAACGGGAGAACGUGGAUGUGUCGCUGUAUAACCCGGCUGAGAUGGCGAAGAUGGGUGACCGGUCGCCCAUGUUUAGGUACAUGCUUUGA